AUUGGGAUGGCGUCUUCGAUCUUGCUAAUCAAAAGUUCGAGAGCUUUGCUUUGCGUCGUCGGGACGAUAGAUACCGAUACCGCGAUACGUUUCCCUCUUUCUGGUUCCUUCCUACGACCUGGGAUAUUUCUAAGCUACACGACAAACAUCAUAUGGAGGAGAAGAAGGCAUGGAAACGGGAGCGGCUACUUCCCGGAUCAGAGUGCU
Molecule: messenger RNA, 207 nt
Organism: Linum tenue
Lineage: Eukaryota; Viridiplantae; Streptophyta; Magnoliopsida; Malpighiales; Linaceae
Source: the annotation of a GenBank genome assembly